CACUUCAACUUCUAGGCUACUUCCUACAUGCACGUGAACACACAUACAAACACCCACACACAUACGCUGCUGCUGCUAUAACUUAUCUUUUCAUGUUGCGCAUUUACGCAGAUUUAAAACCAGAACGUGUCGCUGAUACGUCUUUAUUUCUGUGUGUGUGUGUGUGUGUGUGUGUGUGUGUGUGACAGUAACUCUUCUCUGUUUUAGUUCCUGUCUCGGCUAUAAUUGCAACACAUCGCUGCCUUUCAUAAGUUAAAUAUUAGGCUACCACCACGGGACUUUAUUUCGGGGCCCAUUAAUUAUUCAUACAGACAGACAGAGACACACACACACAGGAUCAUACGGGAAGACUUCCCGGACCACCGGGGACCGUCCCGGUGCGCCGCCGUUACUCCUGGAGAUUUACAGCCGCGGCCGAGCCCUGACACAGGCCGUUAAUCAUCAGAGCUCCCGGUGCUGCGGUGCUAACCGGAAGGUGAGUGUGUGUGUGUCUGUGUGUGUGAGUGUGAGUCAGCUGCAGGACACUGUCACACUUCUCUCACACACAGACACACGCACAGCAAGACCCGGGGUACCCCUACAGUCCCAUCCGGACCCGCCCCGCGCACAGUUCUGCUACCCCCCGCCCGCCCGUCCUCCGGGACGCUCAGCUGAAUAUCACCGAAUGAUCCAUCCCGACCUGGCAGACACCGAGCAGACCUUCCAGACCGGCUGUCAAUGGCGUCUUUAAUCCGCACCCUCCUCUUCCUCACCCUCGUGGUGGGCGGGACUACAGCAGCUGUCGGUCUGGCCAGCCAAUCAGAGCCCAGGUGUUUGGACUGGGGGGAGUCCAGCGAGCGGGCGGUGUCGGUCCUGGAGGGCGAGGCCGGCUGGCUCUCCUGCCCUCUUUUCUCUCAUCCCUCGGUCUACAACUACACCUCCAUGCAGAGCGCCGGGCACAACCUCGUCUGGUACCGCCUCCCAGAGGGCCACGAACUGGAGCAGCCAAUCACGUACAGUGCGCGGUUCAGCAAAGACCGAGAGAGGCUGUGGCUGCAGCCGGCCACCGCCGCUGACACCGGCCUCUACAUCUGCAUGCUACGGAACAAUUCGUCCUGCAGUAAGAUCGGCAUGCGUCUGAAGGUGCUACGGCCCGACGAGGUGGUCCGUGGUGUCCACUGCGAGCCUCUGGUUGCGGUGGCGCCCACUCAAGAGGUCAUCCCUCUCCAGGAGGGGAAGAUGCUGCACUGUCCAGACCUGCAGGAAGCCGGCAGGAUGGUCGGCGAAAACACAACCGUCACAUGGUACCACGUUCAGAGAAGCAACUCGAGGUGUACAAAGGCUCCGUUCUGGCACAACGAGCGCGAGCAGAAAGGAUUGAGUCUGGAGUUCCACAACAUGAUUGUACCUUAUCAGGGUUUAUAUUUCUGCACGGUGCACUUACAGAGGAAAGGCCGGACCCUCAACUUCACCCGCAGCAUCAACGUCAGCGCAGUCUAUCCGUCUAGUUUGCCCAAAAUACCCAGCAUCCUAAACCCAUCUGCCCACCAGGUCUUCACUGUCAAACAGGACACAGAGGUGCGUCUGGUGUGCACGGCUCUGUUCCCCUUCCUCGAGUCCUUUUGGGAGAUCUGGUGGACGGUCGAUGGGAAGACGCUGGAGAAACUUGCCGACAACCGCUUCACCAACAUCAACAGACAGGUGAAGUACGACUUCGGGGACCGGACGGAGGAGAGCGUGCUGGUGAUCAAGGACUUCCAGCCCGAGGACGUGUACCGGGAGUUUAACUGCUCCGUGAAGAAUAAGAAGGGCUUCGAGACGCGCCGGGCUCAGCUGCAGGAGGAGGUGUCGCUGCCGUCGAUGGAGCUGGGCUGCGGUCUGGGCGUGACUCUGGUCCUGAUGCUGCUCCUCUUCGUGGUGUAUCACGUCUUCUGGCUCGAGCUGCUGCUGCUCUAUCGCUCCUGGUUCGGCACCGACGAGCGGCACACAGAUGAUAAGGAGUACGACGUGUACAUCUCGUACGCGAGGAGCGGCGAGGAGGAGCAGUUUGUUCUGUCGACGCUGCGCAGCGUUCUGGAGAACGAGCUUGGGUACUCCGUGUGCAUCUUCGACAGAGACAGUCUGCCGGGAGGGAACCUGUCGGACGCCAUUGUGCACUCGAUGCAGCGGAGCCGGCGCCUCCUCUUCGUGCUGAGCCCAGACUUCCUGACGGAGAAGAGCUUCAGCCUCCUGGAGUGUCGCCUGGGUCUGUACCUGCAGCACGGCCACCGGGCCUCCAUUGUGGGCGUCGUCUACCGCUCCAUCAGUAAGCUUCCCUGCGUGGAGGUGGCUCAGCUCCGGCAGGGGGCCUCCACCACUGUGACAUGGCGAGGGAGUCGGUCCGAGCCACGGCGGUCCCGCUUCUGGCUGAGGCUUAGGCUGGCACUUCCCGUCCGGCCGCUCGCUAUGGGCCGGCGGAUGAUCGACAGCACGUCGUCUCACUCGGACCUGGCCGCUCUGGCGCUGCACAGAGCACAGCGGAUCCAGAAGCAGGAGCAGAAAGAAAGAGCCAAUCAGAGCCGCAGAAACAGGCAGGCGCCCCCCAGAGGAAGGGGCAGGGUGCAGAGGGAGCGGUGGUCGCAGCAUAGCACCAGCUGCUCGGGGUGCGCUGGGUUUACUGGAGGACAGGUCGAGGACAGGGGGGUGGGGCUAACAGAGGAAACACAGAUGCAGCAGGUGUCCCAGGACAGGAUGGCGAUUGGGUUGGACCCUGUCCCCAAAACAGAACCAGACUCCACACAUGACCCUGACUCAACUCCUAGCUCCGCCCCCGCACCUGGCCCGGCCUCAGACCCGGCCUCGGUCCCGGCCCCUGACUCCGCCCCUGACUCCGCAUUCACCACCUGCCAGCCAGAAGAUUACGAUGGCAGCGGUAGAUGAUUGGCUUUAGGGCUUCUGGAUUUUCAUUAAAAUUAAAACAGCCCCAACCAGCCAAGCGAAUUCAAUUUUAUUUAAUUCAUAGUAUCAAUUUCUAACAGAAGUUACCCCAGAACAGUUUACAGAUAGACCCAACAACAUCCCCAACGAGCAUGCAUUUGGGGAGGAAAAACUUCCUUCCAACAGGCAGGAAUGGACGGACCCUGAGAGAGAGAGGACACUAAAGCCCAGCUGAGCCUCUGACAUGGACGUUUCACACUCGAAUCAUGCACUUCUGUACUUACAUUUGCUAUUUUGAAUGCACAGUGGGUUCGCACUGCGUAGUGUGGCCAAAUGCAGCACUACGAGUACCUGGAUGUGUGGAUCGCGUGACAAUACUUAAACAUGUGUUUUUCAAUAAGUACCACUAGUCAGAUAGUGAGAAAAUAAGGUGGUGUAUGUUUUGUCGGCUCUUAGGUCAUUGCAUACUGACCAUGCUCGAUUUGAGACAACACUACCCUGUCAAAAUGUAUGCAAGUAUCCAAUUUGAGACACAGCAUGACACUAAAACCCAGCUGAGCCUGAACACAGACUUUUGAUACUGACUGUAAGUGAAGCUGCAUUCAAGUUGCAUAGGAAAGAAGGUCAAGUAUCAGCCGGAUUAUAGCUGGACCCAGCAGACAUGGCGUCGGAAGGUGAGGGACAUCCAGUGCGGUGUACUUCCGUUGAUCCAGACUACAACAAAACUCUCAGCAGAGCUGGAGCACGUUCAAUCUCAAAACCGGCGUGCACCGAUUUUUCUGCAGUUUCCAGAUUGAAAGACAUGUUUCCUCUGAACAGUGCAACGGUGUGCAACGAGCUUUGUAGUAUGUUUUCUCUGGUUUGGUGGGCGUCAGAGAUGUUUCUCAAUCAGCAGCGACGUGUCUGUAAACUUGUGAAAUAAAAAGGCUUUUCUAAGAAUGA
Messenger RNA from Perca fluviatilis (European perch), 3837 nucleotides. RefSeq names its product interleukin-1 receptor accessory protein-like. The record is from RefSeq and is a predicted model, not a curated record. Gene Ontology annotation, biological process: signal transduction. The transcript has 12 exons. Bases 718 to 2898 code for a protein of 726 amino acids. Lineage: Eukaryota; Metazoa; Chordata; Actinopteri; Perciformes; Percidae.